Molecule: messenger RNA, 2010 nt
Organism: Echinostoma caproni
Lineage: Eukaryota; Metazoa; Platyhelminthes; Trematoda; Plagiorchiida; Echinostomatidae
Source: the annotation of a GenBank genome assembly
AUGAACAAAUCUCGUCUGCACUGUGGAGGAUUUGAGUUUGAUUCCGAACUGAUAUGGACCGACUGGAAACCGGGUAUUCAAUAUGUUAAAUCUAUCCAUGUUAAAAAUGUCAGCCCAAGAGCCAUGGAAAUCAAGUACAGUCUUCCAGAAACUAGUCAGUUUCAGACAAAAUUUCCGAAACCGCGUAAAAUUGCUGCUGGUGCUCAGUUUGACUUACCGGUUACAUUUACCCCGAUCACGGAACAGCUCUACGAGGAUCACGUGACUUUUACUAUCAAGAACGCGGAAACAUUUGUAGUUCGCCUACGAGCCGUUUUACCUGAAUAUAACCUAACUGUUCCAAAAAAGUUAAAUUUUGGUUCUGUCGCAGUGAAUGACGCUAAAUCGCAAAUAUUUGCUAUUCGAAAUAUGAGUACCCUCGAAACACCGUUUGUUGUUCGCAUCCAGUCACCAUUUUAUGUGAAUCAAACUGAGGGUUAUUUAACAUCUAUGGAGAAACGAAUGAUCGAAAUGACGUUUCAACCGAAAACCCCGGGAAUUUUCAGCAUGGAAGUACGUUUUGAUUAUGGCUCAAUCAAUGAAAAGUCGACAACAAUGUCUUUGUGUGGUAAAGCUGAAUAUCCCAAACUGGCGCUGAUUGCUGACGGCAUGGUUGGUGAUGAAGAUUGUAUCACCGAACGCGGAGAAGAAAAAUUAAUCAAUCUGCGAUUUCCAACUACUGCAUCUGGUUCGACGUCAAAAAUUACUGUCAUUAUUGAGAAUUCAUCUAAGGUCGACGCAACUGCUCGCAUCGCCCCCGUGGGCAGUGAAGUCGGUUUCACGGGGGAACAAAACUUUCGAGUCACAUCCAGUCAAACGAUUGUUCGACCAGGUCAAAGAAUUGAAAUGCCGGUCUAUUAUCAACCCAAGGAAACCGGGACAGAACACGUUGGUUAUUUCAAAGUGAUCACGUCAGAGGUAUUUGGUGAAUUUUUGGUCAAAUGCACGGGAAAAUCAAACAAUGUGAAUGUGCAAACAUCUGUGGAUCACCUGCUGUUCGAUAUCGUCCAUGUAGGUCAAUACGAUCAACGCGUAUUUCACAUUCGAAACACAUGUGAUUUGUCAACCACUUACCAGCUGUUGGUGAAUACCAUUGACAACGAUGGGGUUGGUGAUACAGGACAGGAUAAACAGCGAGUCGAAUCGUACGGAGCGACUGCGUUUCCCCUGUUGGAAGGAGCAGCCAGUGGAACGAUACAGGGUCGAGAAGAGAUUCGCAUAGUGGUUGGAUUUUUGCCUCCUCGGGCCGGUCAUUAUUAUCGUCGACUUGUGCUUUUGGUCACAAAUCAGCGUACUGAUCACAGUCCUUCAUCACCAGAAUUGGCCAAUCUUUGUGCCUUCGAAGAGUAUGCUCGUGUGAAGCACAUCAUGGACAGAGUGAAUCGUUUGGAUCAACUCUUUCAUUACGAAUUUGAAGGAUGUGCGAAUUACAAAAUACAACGGGAUUGUAGUCUAUGCAACCCGGAUAGUCUACGUAUCCCACAUUGUAUCAGUAUCCAUUGUUUUGGUCACACAUUCGCUCCAUCAAAACAACCGUUCAUGCCCGAAUUCGGUUUGGAUCGCGGCAGUAUACACUACCCAUCCAUGGAUCGAGGAGAGACCCGGUUCGAAACGUUCUGCGUGAGAAACAAUAGUGCUUAUCCGUUGUUGGUACAGCAGAACAAAGACGUGAAUUGUACCGCAAAAAAGAACCGUUGUCAGCCAAUGCAUCUUGUUGUAGCUCCACCAUCCAACUUAUUCCACCAAUUGUACAAGUGCCACCGAAAUCGGACUCCAUUCUCGUUCUCCAAUGCGACACAUGGUCCGACGAUACUGCCUGUCACUGUCGACGUGAUCCAGGCAGCGAUUGAGCUGGAACAUGAUGGUGAAUUGUAUUUUCCACCGGCUCAGAUCGGAGCCCCAGUGAAGCGUCUAUUUUCUGUUCGCAAUUUGACAGCGUUCAGUACAAGAUGUGUACUUUCGAUUGAGUAG